Ruditapes philippinarum (Manila clam) is the source of this 3358-nucleotide messenger RNA. RefSeq lists its product as uncharacterized. NCBI's taxonomy places the organism in Eukaryota, Metazoa, Mollusca, Bivalvia, Venerida, Veneridae. The record is from RefSeq and is a predicted model, not a curated record. Bases 1 to 726 code for a protein of 241 amino acids. The transcript has a single exon.
AUGUCUCUAACAGGUAAUAUAUGUUAUUCAGGUAAUGGAGAUGUAUGGCACGGGUAUGCAGAUAUACUUGUGAAAAGAUGUGCGGUCAAGAUAGGAACUGAAGUGAAUGAAGAAGAUGAAAGUUAUGAACCAUCACCAAAGAAAAUGAGAACUGAGAACUUUGAAGAUGAGGAUUCAGAUGAUGAUAGUCUUAAUGUUAAAAUACAAAAGGAUGCAUUUACUUGUAAAUCAUUGUCACAACUUUUGUCUCAAACAAUUGUUAAUGCGUUUGCGGAAGUGAACAAGAAUCAAGAAUUGUCUAGUUCGUAUAUACCAUCAUUUUUUGCCGAUUCUAAAACUAUUAGAAUAAUUAUGUAUAACUGUGGAUCGGAUAGCCUGGUACUGACUGAUAGUUUAGAUAUGUUUAUACAUGAUCGAGGAAAAACUAUUUUAGAUGUCACAACUAUUUUGAGUGUAUGGUAUGCCUUGAACUUUGAAAACAAUAUUGAUGAAAGUGAUGAACUCUUUCCAAAAUUUAAGAUGCUAUACCAGAAGUCAAAUUUUAAAGACCAGACUGGUGAAAGAUUUGAGACCUAUAGUAAAAAGUGUACGAAACCUAUGACAGAGGCAGGAGAAAAUAAAGAUAUUCAGUUGUUUAUAUCAGUUGAAACACUCACCACUUCUUCAACAUUUGUACUCCAUGUUAUAGAAAAGAGUCACUCAUUGCUUAGUCAUGCAAACUCCUGAAGCAAGUUUAAUGGCACGCCGGUUAUGAGGUUAACACUGAUGAGUUAAUUAAUGUUCUUAAUCAUAUGAUAAAUGUGUUAACAAUAUAAAUAGGUUUUCCUAAAUAUUAUUAACUUAAAUUCAUGCUUAUGUAUUUAAUUGUUUUCUAACAUCAUAAAAUACACUAUUUUUAAAGACCAUUACUUGAUUUUAAUAUAUUAAACAGAAUUUAAGCACCCCUACUAUAACUAUAAAUAUACAGUUGAAAUCGUGGUAUUUCACCAUAUAACUAGCAUUGCAUGUGUAAAGUUUAGCAUUUGAAAUUUGCUUGCAAGAAUGUAUAAAAGUUUACACGUUCCAUUCUUUUAAUUAAACUGAAUGAAUAACUACAACAGUGUAUUUUUGCCAACAAACCACGCCAUUAUUUUGGGCGUCCGGUGCCUAGAGGUUAAGGUCGUUGACUUCAAACCACUUGCCUUUUACCUCUGUUGGUUCAAUCCUGACAGGUACUUUUGAUUCUUUCAUAUGAGGAAGCCAUCCAGCUACCUUGCAGAAGUCAGUGGUUUUACUGAUAUAAUGCACGGAACGGCAUCUGAGGUCUUCCUUAACUGUAAGCAUGAUAGUGACCUCUCAGUCAGCCUCAAACAUUCAGCUUCACGAAGCCUUAUACAAUGUAGUACAAUAUUCUGUGUGAAAAAAGUACCUGAUGGAAUGUUUACUAGCUGACUGAUCGGGCCUUGUGCUCAAUAGGGACAUCCCGGCGAUUAUUGAUGUAUUUAUUUAAUAAAGUCACUUUUGGUAAAAUUAUGAUGAAAAUCAGAACCAAAUAAUAUGCAUUAUGCAAUUAUAACUGAAUCCCAAAUAUUGUCAACGUGCAUACAGUUUGUACUUUUCGUUUCUAAAAAUGAUAGUAAAUAAUGUACUAUUUACUUGUUUAUUUAUAAAUGUACUUUAUUACGCCCCCCUUCGAAGAAGAGGGCGUAUAUUGUAUUGCUAAUGUCGGUCAGCCUGUCUGUCUAUCUGUCUGUCAGUAGACCACAUGGUUUCCGCUGAUUAUCUUGAAAGCUAUUUAUCACAAAAGCUUUAUAUUUACACAUAGUGAUUGGUCAAAAUUAGUAGAUGACCCCUAAUGAUUUUGGGUCACUAGGUCAAAGGUCAAGGUCACAGGUGCCUUAAAUAUCAGAAUGGUUUCCACUGAUUAUCUUGAAAAAUAUUCAUCACAAAGUCUUCAUAUUUCACAUAUUGAUAGGUCUUAACUAAUUGAUGACCCCUAUCAAUUUUGGGGUCAUUAGGUCAAGGUCACAGGUGCUUUAAAUGUCAGAAUAGUUUUCGGUCAUUACCUUGGUUACACUUCAUCACAAAGUCUUCAUAUUUCACAUAUUGAUUGGCCAUAACUAGUAAAUGACCCCUAUUGAUUUUGGGGUCACUAGGUCAAAAGUCAAGGUCAAAGGGGUCUAAUGGUAAUAUGAUUUCCGCUUAUUAUCUUGGUUACUAUUUAUCACAAUUCACAUAUUGAUUGGUCAUAACUAGUAGAUGACCCCUAUUGAUUUUGGGGUCACCAGGUCAAAGGUCACGGUCUUUGAAUGGUAGUAUGAUUUCAGCUCAUUAGAUUGAAAGAUAAUUAUCAAAAAGUCUUCAUAUUUCACAUAGUGAUUGGUCAUAACCAACAGAUGACCCGUAUUGCUUUUCCAGUCACUACUUCAAAGGUCAAGGUCACAGGGGCCUUAAAUGUCAGAAUGGUUUCUGCUUAUUAUCUUGAAAGCUAUUUAUCACAAAGUCUUCAUAUUUCACAUACAGAUUAGUCGUAACUGGUAAGAAACUCCUAUUGAUUUUCGGGUCACUAGGUCAAAGGUCAGUGUCACAGGGUUCUUGAAUGUUAUCUUGAAAGCUAUUUAUCACAAAGUCUUCAUAUUUCUAAUAUUGGUUGGUCAUAAUUAUUAGAUGACCCUUAUUGAUUUUGGGUCACUAGUUCAAAGGUAUAGGUCACAGGGGCCUUAAAUGUCCCAUUAUCUUGAAAACUAUUUAUCACAAAGUUUUCAUUAUUUUUCUUUUUUUCCAUAAUUGAACACUUCCAUGUACCCAUUUAUGGCAAGUUUCUAUAACAAAAUUACCAAUCAUGUGAGUCAAGGGGUAAAAAGGGGGACUAUGUGUCGUUCCACAUUUUUGUUUAAGUGGCUUUGUACACAAUAUAAUGAAAAUAAACUAGUUUCAGUAAUCUUAUACGUUUUGUUUCACUGACACAACGUUUCCGUCCUUUCAUGUUAAAGGUCAUUUUCCGAAGUUUGACGGAAAGAGCCGAGACUGCGAUUGCAUAAUGAUAUGAGGCCAUCAGUGCUGCAUACUUUUUGUUAAAAAAUUAAAAAUUAGUAUUAUCUUUCGUUCGUAUACCUUUGUAUCAUUCAUAUUAAGUCUUUAUCCUACUGAGUUUAUAACACUAUUCAAACUCUGGGAGAUUACACGAGCAAGGCUUGGAUCAAUACUGGAUGCAAAGGCUAAUCAGUCCCACACAAAUAAGGAUAUGUUACACUGUAACCUUUUUUCUACAAAUGAUUGUUACAAUUGUUCAAUAACAAGAGAAAAAUAAAUGAUAAUAAAGCAUUAUCAUUUUAUGUCAUUAUUUUUUAAAUCGGGGCAUGGUCGUCCUCCGUCCGUC